Ochotona princeps (American pika) is the source of this 1494-nucleotide messenger RNA. RefSeq names its product estrogen-induced osteoclastogenesis regulator 1 (gene EEIG1). The transcript is spliced from 11 exons. The record is from RefSeq and is a predicted model, not a curated record. Lineage: Eukaryota; Metazoa; Chordata; Mammalia; Lagomorpha; Ochotonidae. Bases 142 to 1293 code for a protein of 383 amino acids.
CGCCGCCUCCGCCAGCAUCUGGGCGGGCUCCGGCGCUGGUCUUUUGAGGAGGGGUUGUGGAGUAGGGACAGGAAUCCUGGGGAUUUUUGGGGUCCCCUCUGGUUUGGCCUUCGCGGCGCUUCUGUCUCAGGGAACUCGCUCAUGGCUUUCUUGAUGAAGAAGAAAAAAUUCAAAUUCCAAACCACUUUCACCCUGGAGGAGUUGACCGCAGUCCCCUUCGUGAACGGGGUUCUUUUCUGCAAGAUCCGGCUGCUGGAUGGCGGGGAUUUUGUCAGCUUGUCGUCAAGGGAAGAGGUGCAGGAGAACUGUGUCCGGUGGCGGAAGAGGUUCACCUUUGUGUGUAAGAUGAGUGCCAACCCGGCCACUGGCCUGCUGGACCCCUGCGUCUGCCGAGUGUCCGUGCGCAAGGAGCUGAAAGGCGGGAAAGCUUAUUCCAAGCUGGGCUUUGCUGACCUGAACCUGGCCGAGUUCGCAGGCUCAGGCUCCACGGUGCGCUGCUGCCUGCUGGAGGGCUACGAUACCAAGAACACACGCCAGGACAACUCCAUCCUCAAGGUCACCAUUGGCAUGUUCCUGCUCUCUGGAGACCCCUGCUUCAAGACGCCACCGUCCACUGCCAAGUCCAUCUCCAUCCCGGGCCAGGACUCCUCCUUGCAGCUGACGUGUAAGGGUGGCGGGACCAGCACUGGAGGCAGCAGCAACUCUCUGACUGGGUCCCGGCCCCCUAAGGCACGACCCACCAUCCUUAGCUCAGGGCUGCCAGAGGAGCCGGAGCAGAACCUGUCCAGCCCUGAGGAGGUGUUCCACUCUGGCCACUCCCGCAACUCCAGCUAUGCCAGCCAGCAGUCUAGGACCUCAGGCUGCAGCACGGAGCACUCACGCUCCUCCAGUCUUUCGGACCUGACACACCGCCGCAACACAUCCACCAGCAGCAGUGCCUCAGGUGGCCUCAGCAUGACCGUGGAGGGCCCCGAGGGCAGUGAGCGGGAACACCGGCCCUCCGAGAAGCCACCACGGCCACCGCGGCCCCUGCACCUGUCAGACCGCUCGUUCCGGCGGAAGAAGGACUCGGUAGAGAGCCAUCCAACCUGGGUGGAUGACACACGCAUUGACGCCGACACCAUUGUGGAGAAGAUCAUGCAGAGCCAGGACUUCACCGACGGCAGCAACACAGAGGACAGCAACCUCCGGCUGUUCGUGAGCCGUGACGGCUCCACCACGUUGAGUGGUAUCCAGCUAGCCAACAGGGUUUCCUCCGGGGUCUACGAGCCGGUGGUGAUCGAAAGCCACUGAAGAGCCGGCGUCUGGGCUGAAGAAGGUUACAGAGCCGCACUGUUCCGUGAGGGACCACGUGCAGAAGUCAGCCUCCCGUGGAUUCGCACCUACGCCUGCCUGUGCCCAAGUUGUCAUUCCAUCGUCCUCCCCGUCCUCACUGGGACCCCCUGGCCUGGCCAGGCCCCAGACACCACUGUGAAUAUCCUCCUCCGAACCACU